This is a messenger RNA of Callithrix jacchus (white-tufted-ear marmoset), 628 nucleotides long. Its product is annotated as PRELI domain containing protein 3B-like. The record is from RefSeq and is a predicted model, not a curated record. NCBI's taxonomy places the organism in Eukaryota, Metazoa, Chordata, Mammalia, Primates, Cebidae. Gene Ontology annotation, cellular component: mitochondrial intermembrane space.
UGUGCUUCAUUGUCCCCUGGUGCCACCAGACAUUGCUCAAGCUGCCAGCACCAUGAAGACGUGGACUUCAGAGCAUGUCUUUGACCACUCAUGGGAAACUGUUAUGACGGCUGUAAUGCAGAAAUCCCCAAACCCUAUGAACCCAGGUGUGGUUGGAGUUAAUGUGUUGAACAGACUUGUAGAUCCCUCUGGAAAGUUACACGGCCACCGACUUCUCAGCACAGAACGGGGACUGCUGUUCAUUGUGAAACGUCUUACUGCUGCAGCAAGAAGCAAAAAUAAUGUGCAAGAACAUUCUGUUGAUCCUGUAGAGAAAGCAAUGGAACUUAAAUCUACUAAUAUUUCAUUUACAAGUAUGGUUUCAGUAGAUGAGACACUUAUGUACAAACCACAUCCUCAGGAUCCAGAAACAACUAUUUGGACUCAAGAAGCCAUAAUCACCUUGAAAGGAGUUAGCCUCCAGAGUCACCUUGAAAGACUGAUGGCAAGUACGAUAUCCUCAAGUGCUAGUAAAGAUGGUGAAGCAAUGGAAUGGGGAAUACACAAAUUAAAUGCUGAGAUUGAAGAAUUGACAGCGUCAGCAAGAGGAAGCACAAGGACUCCAGUGGCGGCAGCAGCAUUUGCAUAG